AUGGCGACCUACAAGAGCAUGGAAGACUUCCAGAAGAAGUUUUGCUUGACCCGCAUCCAGUCGAGAACAGCAUUUCUACAUCAUGUCAAGUGGGCUUCUUUGGAAAGAACUGAUCCCUACCCCAACCACACAUCCUUGAAGGGGAUUCUGUUCGCCAUGCAUGCAGAUCUCUUGCCUCAAGAUUACACGUGUGAAGUGUGUGCUGGCUCUUUUCGUCUUAGACUUCGACUUGGGCAAGAUCGACAUUCGGAAGCUUCCACCGAAGAAGGUCUUGAGCAAGAAGCCAGCAAGACAAGUUUGGAAGACUCCGAUGAAGAAGCAGCAUGCCAUCAAAAAGCUUUCCUCCAAAGUCCACGCACCAUGCAAACGACCUGCUACAUGCAGCAAGUUCCAUCCUCAGUCACAAAAGUUCCUGAUGCUAUGUCCUUCUACAAGAAGUACAAGUAUGUUGUCGAAGUUGAUGAGUCUCACUUGAACAAGUUGCGGAGUGGUGCCCUUAGCAAAAGUUCCCGUGCAGGACCUGAUCAAGUCUGGGUCUGGGGCGCUACUGUACCCCGCAGGCCAGAUCGUUUCCUCUUUCGUGUUUUGGAGCACCCGCAGGAUGCAAUGGAUGGCAAACCUCGGGGCCAAGCUGAGAUUCUUGAUUGUCUUCGCCUUCUCAAUUUGCAACCCAAAACUAUCAUAGUCACUGAUGGCUGGACAGCGACCAUAGCGGCUGUGCAACAAUUGAAGCAAGAGAAAGGCUGGGACGACGCAGAUCUUUGGCAUGAGAUUGUCAACCAUAGCGCCGGUGAAAUUACCAACCUUGCCGUGGAAGCCUAUGUCAAUGAGCGGCAGCACAUCACGUUGGAACUUGUGGGCAACAUGCCUGGAAGCAAACCAGCAGAACCAGCAUCUUCUCAGCCUCCGAUGCUGCUGAAAUCCUUGAUAACAUUCGUCGUGGAGUUGUGGCUGUGCAUGCUGACAGGGCAGAGGUCACCAAGAAGUGUGGUUUCAAUGCUUGCCUUGCCUCCACCAGAGAUGCCCACGGUUCCAAUGCUUGCCCUGCCUCCACCAGAGAUGCCUAUUGAUGAUGAUCGCUCGGUGCCUCCACCAGAGAUGCGCAUUGAUGAUGAUCGCUCUGUGCCUCCAGAUGAAGGUUCCAAAGAUCAAGGCUGUGGUGAUGGCUCUAGCUCAAGUUCUUCAUCUUCAUCCUCAUCCAUGUCUGUGAGUACAUCCGGGGCCAGAGCACCACUGACAAAGGAUGAGCGAACCCUUCUUGAAGAACUGAUCGAAGCUGUGAAAGUCCAUCAAGAGAUUGAGGUAGAAAAUGAAAGACUUCACCAAGAAAUUCGUCAGUUGAAGGCUGCCUUGAUCAGUGCCUGUCACUGGCAGACUUCGCUCUUCCUUCUUCAAAGCUUGCCAAGUCCUUUGAUCAACGACAUCACCUUCACUGCUGCCAUCACUGCGUGUGAGAAAUCCCUCACUGGGCGACUGCGAUCGGCGUGGCAGUGA
This is a messenger RNA of Cladocopium goreaui, 1494 nucleotides long. Lineage: Eukaryota; Dinophyceae; Suessiales; Symbiodiniaceae. The record is from the annotation of a GenBank genome assembly.